Messenger RNA from Cotesia glomerata, 303 nucleotides. Its product is annotated as dolichyl-diphosphooligosaccharide--protein glycosyltransferase subunit 4. The coding region runs from base 1 to 105 and encodes 34 amino acids. Gene Ontology annotation, cellular component: oligosaccharyltransferase complex. The transcript has a single exon. The record is from RefSeq and is a predicted model, not a curated record. NCBI's taxonomy places the organism in Eukaryota, Metazoa, Arthropoda, Insecta, Hymenoptera, Braconidae.
AUGAUUACAGACAUGCAAUUGGCUGUUUUCUGCAACAUACUUGGUGUCUCAUUGUUUUUCCUUGUAUUUCUCUACCACUACAUCAAAGCUAAUUAUUCUAAAUAAUUAUGGAUUUAUUAAUUAAUAAGUUAAUUGUAUUUAACAAAAAUAAGAAGAAAUGAUUCGAGUGUGGCGAUCGCCAGAUUACGUUUCAAUUAACAUUAAACGGUUCAUCCAAAUGAUUGUAUUUAUAAAAUGAGAUUCCGAGACAUGAAAAGUAAUUGAUUCAUUUUCAUUUAUUUUAAUAAAAUAAUCAAAGAUUAU